Cephus cinctus (wheat stem sawfly) is the source of this 1339-nucleotide messenger RNA. Its product is annotated as inositol monophosphatase 1. The transcript is spliced from 5 exons. Gene Ontology annotation, biological process: phosphatidylinositol phosphate biosynthetic process; inositol metabolic process; signal transduction. The record is from RefSeq and is a predicted model, not a curated record. Gene Ontology annotation, molecular function: inositol monophosphate 1-phosphatase activity. NCBI's taxonomy places the organism in Eukaryota, Metazoa, Arthropoda, Insecta, Hymenoptera, Cephidae. The coding region runs from base 133 to 987 and encodes 284 amino acids.
ACGUUACUCCAGCACAAGCGACCAAACAGUUAAGAGUACAUUGGUUAGCAGUGGUCAACGUUAGAGCUACAUCUCAACUUCUUCUUCGACUUCGCUCUACUCGUCAUUCUUGUUUUGUGAAUUCCAUCAAGAAUGGCUUCCCAAAUCGAACUUGACCGUUAUUAUGAAUUCGUCAUGAAACUUACGAUGGAAUCUGCUAAGGUGAUUCGAGAUGCCUUUCAAGGUGGCAAAAAUAUCGAGACCAAAGCCGGUGACUGGGAUCUGGUGACACAGUACGAUCGAAAAGUGGAGGAAAUUUUGAUUGCCGGAUUAGCCAAGGAAUUUCCCAACCAUAAAUUCAUCGGUGAGGAAACUGUUUCGUCGAACAAUUUCUUACCACCUCUAACCGAUGCUCCAACUUGGAUCAUUGAUCCGAUCGACGGAACGACCAACUUUGUUCACUCCUUCCCACAUACAUGCAUCUCCAUAGCCCUGGCGAUCAACAAGCAGCUGGAACUGGGAAUUGUCUAUAAUCCGAUCCUGGAGCAAAUGUUCACUGCCAGAAGAGGACGUGGUGCUUUCCUUAAUGGGAAACCAAUCGUGAGCUCCAAUGUCCAAGAAUUGGGUAGCUCUCUGGUUUGCAUCGAGGCGUCGUACGCGACCAUCCCAGAGAUCAGGGACGUCAUCCUCGGGAGACUAGAAGCCUUUGUCUCUAUUGCUCAUGGAAUAAGGACCCUAGGUUCCGCAGCACUGACACUCUGUCACGUUGCGAUGGGAGCAGCCGAAGCUUAUCAUACUGACAACCUGAUGCCCUGGGACGUAGCAGCUGGAGUUCUCAUUAUCAGAGAAGCUGGAGGAGUCGUCAUUGACACCAGUGGAGGAGAGUUCAAUGUGAUGAACCCCAAAGUCCUAGCCGUCGGCAAUCAUAAACUAGCCCAAGAAUUGGUCAAGCUGAUAAAACACGCUGAUAACAAAACCCAACAGAAGAGGUUAGCUGCUAUGCAGUAAAGAUGCCUCGAGAAGUCAGUAUCAGUGGAGCAUUGGGAUGGGUGAGAAACUUUGAAAAAUUUCAAAGGAUGACAGCUCAAACGUUUGACUGCCCUGAACGGAAGGUCUCGCCCACUUUAUUCAGAGUCUCGAGGGAAGAGUCACUUGUACCUAAAAUUAUGCGAAUAGCUCAGUAGAUUUAUUUAAAUCGGAUUAAAAUCCUGUCGAUCAUGUAUUAUUUAAUUGCUAUGAAUUGUAAAUAUUUCACAACACUUAUGUAGCUCUUAAAAAUUCUUACCUAGCAAUCGUCGACAACAAUUAGAACUGUCUCAAGUAAUAAGGCAUAAGAUAAAGAAAGCAAAGAUAUUAACAA